UCAGUGGAGAAUUUGGAGGAUGACAAGGCAUCAAAUCCGCCUACAACUUUUCCUCUUAACCCAUUACCUUUUCCCGAUCAUCUUCUUUCCAAGCCCUCGGUGAAACAAAUACAGACAAUUUCCUUCCCGGCAUAGAAAUGGGUUGCUUCAGUCGGUCACGCAGUCCUAAGCCCAAAACCUCCCCUCCCACCUCACCUCCGCCGCAGUACCAAACCCAGAACCCUACUCAGCAAUACCAACAACCCAAAAACCUCCAGCAGCAAGUCCUCUUCCGAAUCCCAGGAUGCAAAGUCCACCUCAUGGACGAAGGAGAAACCCUAGAGCUCGCAAACGGCGACUUCGUCCUCGAAAACAUCUUGGAAAACAACGUCUCGCUCGCCACCAUAAUCAAAGUCGGCGAAGAAAUUCAGUGGCCGUUGACAAAUGACGAGCCGGUUGUGAAGCUCGACGCUUUGCACUAUCUCUUCUCCCUCCCCAUGAAAGACGGCGAUCCUCUGAGCUACGGCGUGACAUUUCCCGACCAAUACGAAAGUAACUUGGGGUUUCUGGACUCGUAUUUGAAAGAACACUCUUGCUUUAGUACCACAUCGACCAAGAAUAAUAAUAAGGGGGUUGAUUGGAAGGAGUAUGCUCCAAGGAUUGAAGAUUAUAAUAAUGUGUUGGCCAAAGCAAUUGCAGGAGGGACUGGUCAGAUUGUGAGGGGAAUCUUUAUGUGUAGCAAUGCUUACACCAAUCAGGUCCAAAAAGGAGGGGAAACGACAUUGGCUCGUCCCGUGGAGGGGAAAAGUUAUGUCAAAGAACAAGGAAGUAAUAGCAGCGAAAGGUCUGCUGCGAAAAAGAAGAAUGGAAUCAACGUGAACUUAAAACGUGUGAAAAAUUUGUCAAAGAUGACAUCAGAGCUGAGCAAAUCUAUGCUUGAUGGGGUUGGUAUUGUGACCGGAUCGGUGAUGGGUCCGGUGGUUAAUUCCCAAGCAGGGAAGGCAUUCUUUGCCAUGGUUCCGGGAGAGGUCCUCUUGGCUUCACUUGAUGGCAUCAAUAAGAUUUUGGAUGCAGCUGAAGUUGCUGAGAAACAAGCUCUUUCUGCCACCUCAGGUGCUGCAACUAGAAUGGUCAGCAACAGGUUUGGGGAGAGUGCAGGGGAGACAACCGAGGAUGUGUUUGCAACAACAGGGCAUAUUGCUAACACUGCUUGGAACAUCUUCAAAAUUAGAAAGGCCAUCAAUCCAGCCUCAUCUGUCAAAACAGGAGUACUCAAGAAUGCUGCCAAAAGUAGAAACCAAUAUGCUUAAAAGCCAUCAGUGAUUCGUUAAUUAGUGUUGGAUAUUUGAUGGAGGUUGGGAUAGCAAUUAAUAUCUAAAGUUUGCUACUAUGGAUUGACUCUAAUCUUGCUAUUGUACUUAUGCUUAACAAAAAACUGCAUAUUGGAUGUGGGAAUUUCAAGUUGAAA
Molecule: messenger RNA, 1447 nt
Organism: Malus domestica (apple)
Lineage: Eukaryota; Viridiplantae; Streptophyta; Magnoliopsida; Rosales; Rosaceae
Product: senescence/dehydration-associated protein At4g35985, chloroplastic-like
Cellular component (GO): plasma membrane
Source: RefSeq, a predicted model, not a curated record